GAUAAAACUGCUUGAAUAUAAACUGUUCAUUGGCGAAUAACUGCAAUCAUAAAAAGCAAAAUGAAAAGUUUGUAAAAUUGUAAAAGUGGGUAAAGAGAGGAAAAAAACUGAUAAAUUAGUUGCUGAUUCCCAGGAGCGUGCUUAUUGGCGUAUUCAUAGGCCUCCUCCUGGGUUUGCCCCUCCUCUUGAACCGUCCCCCAUUCUCUCCCUUCGAAAAGUUGUACCUGCCAGUCCCGGUAAUUCACAGUUGGACAUUCUGAAGCGGCAAGUUCCUCGAUCUCGAGUGAGAGUGUCACAAGCAUCAGAAAACCUUUUCCAACAUGCAAAAAUGUAUAUGGAGUAUGAUCCAUUCCUCACACCAGCUCAGCCAUCUAACCCUUGGAUCUCAGACGACCCAAGUCUUUGGCAGUUUAACGCACCACUGGUUGAGAUUCCUACUGAAAAGAGAGUUAAAAAGUGGGCCUUAUCUUUUGAAAAUCUGAUAAAAGACCCUACAGGAAUUCAGGAAUUCACCAAUUAUUUGAAGAAAGAGUACUCCCAUGAGAACAUAAGAUUUUGGCUCUCUGUGCAGGAACUGCGGCAUUGUUCGCUAAAACAAGUUCCUGAAAAAGUUAAUAAGAUUUAUGAGGAGUUUCUCGCAACUGGUGCUCCAUGUGAGAUCAAUAUUGACUCCAAAACCCAAGAAGAAUCUCUUACAGAAAUGAAAGCCCCAUCAAGAUUUACAUUUGAAGCUGCCGCUCAUCAUGUAUAUACUGUUUUACUGGCUAAAGAUUGUUAUCCACGAUUUACAAGAUCUGACCAAUUUAAAGGUUUGUUAGCUAAUGCAAUACAACCUCCAACCAAGAAAAGAUUUUUUGGAUUUGGAGGGGUUGGGAAGAAAAAAAGUUGUGCGAUAGCGGGAGCAGCUGCGGUCGUAACCGCAAGUGCUGGAAAAAGGAGAGGAAGUGAUAGGAGCCUCACCGGAGCAGCUCAUGAGGUUCCUCCCUGCUUUACUUCCCAAGUGCCUCUUUCUUCUUCUCAAUCCAAUCUUCAUGAACUUCCAGUUCGGGACUGUGGGGUGAGUCCAGAAAAAACUUUGUCCAAAAAGGAAGCGAAAAUGGAUGCUUCCAAAGGUGGACUGCAAGUUCCUGGAUCAUCAGUGGAUGUGGUGUCCAGGAAGCUCAGUAACUGUGCACUUGGGCCUGACCCUAAAGGUGUAUCUCCAACUGUGGAUGAAAAAUCUGAAGAAGUUUCCAUUACUCUUGUAGUAGAGGAAACUACAAAGGAGGUUGGAGAUAUCUUGAUGAAGAAAAAAGAGGUUGAAGAAGAAACCCAGGUUAAAAAAAAAGUCAAGAGGAAAGUAAGGCUGCUAUCAUCUGAGGCAAAAGAGGAAGUAGAAUCAGGAGAGGAAACAACCGUAGAAUAUGCACCUCAAACUGAUAUCUGCCCCUGGGAGGACGAGGAAAACUGUAAGACUGAAGAACCAUUCGUGAAGAAGUACGCCACCCUGGGCUAUUUGUAAUAGCCAAGAGAAAGUUGUUGAGAAAGACAUUUUGUGCUAAGGAGGUAGGACACAUUACGGGUUAUGGUUGUGUUCCCUUUGGCAUGUAUCUACCUCGCGCCUGCCUUCCUUCAUUUUUAUCAAGCUCUCACAUACAACUGAAAAUGCCAAAUAACAUACACCAAAGGUUUCAAUCAGCGAACAUUUGUUAUUGAAGUUUUUAAUAAUAGUGUCAUUUACUGUAUUACAUUACAUGUCAUUCUGAUUUUGUUACUUAUAUUUUGUGAAUAUAACUUUUUAAACUGUGUUCCUAAUUAUGGUAUGCUCAUUUACAACUAUCAUAAUGUAAAUGAUAAAAAUCAGUAAAAUUAUUAUUUAAUUAUUGACAUGUGUAAUUAUAAUUUAAAUGUGAUCAGUUUAUAUGUCAAUGUGACAGUAAAUGUUCAUUACUAUUUUAAACUGCUUGGUAGAGUAUGUGAGACGAAUUGGUACGAAAUAAUGUUAUAGAAAAAUUAUAAAAUUAAUAGUUUUUAGGACACUGUAGAUAUUGAACAAAUAAAAGAAGAAUAAAAAGAAUUUAAUAAUGCAAGAGGUUUGGAUUGACCAUUCCUUUGUAAAUAAUAAAAUUCCUUUGUAUACAUAGCCCUUUCGGCUAAGUUGUUAUACAUUUUGUUCACAUCUAUAGACUAGAUCGAGCAAGGCGAACGUCUUGUUCAAGGUACGAUUAGUAUAAAUCUGUGAUUCAUUUUUUUAAUAUAAAUAUAAUAUAAAAUAUAUUUGUUCAUAAAACUUAUUUUUUUGUCUUAAUACUGUGAUUUAAGUGUUGAAACAUUCAUUUACAAUAUAAAGC
Molecule: messenger RNA, 2330 nt
Organism: Nezara viridula (southern green stink bug)
Lineage: Eukaryota; Metazoa; Arthropoda; Insecta; Hemiptera; Pentatomidae
Source: the annotation of a GenBank genome assembly